Molecule: messenger RNA, 3582 nt
Organism: Mustela erminea (ermine)
Lineage: Eukaryota; Metazoa; Chordata; Mammalia; Carnivora; Mustelidae
Gene: RWDD2A
Product: RWD domain containing 2A
Exons: 3
Coding region: 286-1164 (292 amino acids)
Molecular function (GO): protein binding
Source: RefSeq, a predicted model, not a curated record
AGCCGCGCCCCCCCAGCCAAUCACGGCCGGGGAGGAUCCGCCGACCCCGCCUCUCCUCGUUGCGGAUCAUGCGCAGCUCGCGCCUGCGGAACUGCGGAUCCCGGGUCUGACAGGGUUUGGGGCUGUUUCCAUUGAAUGACCGGGAAGGCUGUCGGUGCAUAGCGUUCCUGCAAAACUGCUGAACGGAAAAGGACCUUGGGAAAUUUCUCUGGACACCGCUGAACUUAACAAACCUAGUGGCCCUGGGCCUUUCCAGUUUUUCCCGGCAAGUGGAUUCGAGGCAACAUGUCUGCUUCAAUGAAAGAAUGCCUGCAGCUUCAGCUGCUGGAGAUGGAAAUGCUGUUUUCUAUGUUUCCUAACCAAGGAGAAGUAAAACUUGAAGAUGUAAAUGUCCUGACGAAUAUAAAGCGUUAUUUGGAAGGCACUAGGGAGGCGCUGCCGCCAAAAAUCGAAUUUGUGAUUACCCUCCAGAUUGAGGAGCCCAAGGUGAAAAUUGAUUUGCAAGUAACCAUGCCUCACGGCUACCCCUAUGCAGCGUUGCAGCUAUUUGGACGGUCCUCUGAGCUUGACCGACAACAGCAACUCCUGCUCAACAAGGGUCUCACUUCCCAUAUAGGGACUUUUGAUCCAGGUGAGCUCUGUGUAUGUGCGGCAAUCCAGUGGUUGCAGGACAAUAGUGCCUCCUAUUUUCUGAACAGAAAGCUUGUUUUUGAACCAUCUACACAAGCAAAGCCAGUCAAGAACACAUUCCUCCGAAUGUGGAUCUACAGUCACCAUAUAUAUCAGCAGGACCUAAGAAAAAAGAUUUUGGAUGUUGGGAAAAGGUUGGAUGUGACUGGAUUUUGCAUGACAGGAAAGCCGGGUAUAAUCUGUGUGGAGGGCUUCAAAGAGCACUGUGAGGAGUUCUGGCACACAAUUAGGUACCCCAACUGGAAACACAUUUCCUGUAAGCAUGCUGAAAGUGUUGAAACCGAAGGAAACGGAGAGGAUCUGCGCCUUUUCCAUUCUUUUGAAGAAUUGCUCCUUGAGGCCCAUGGCGACUAUGGAUUAAGGAACGACUAUCACAUGAACCUGGGCCAGUUCUUAGAAUUUCUCAAAAAACAUAAAAGUGAGCAUGUGUUCCAGAUAUUAUUUGGUAUUGAAAGUAAAAGCUCAGAUGCCUAGGAAGCUAGUAAGAGGCCUGUGCUUAUAAUUUCUCUAAGUCGGUAUUUCUGUGAACAAGACCAAAAUAAAAGGGCCAGUGGCUGUUUGGCAUCCUCUGUGAGACCCCUAGCCCCACAAUUUUUACCUGGUAAUGAAACACAAAGGCCUUUUAACUUUAUAACAGUGCAAUUGUAAUGUUAUCUCUAUGUUCUUGUGUUAACUGAAAACUAUUUAAUUGUAAAUUAAUAAAAACGGCCAAUUUAACCAGCGAAACUGACUUGAUUAAAGAGGCGUCCAAAGCCCGUAAUUAAUAUCAAUAGUCAAAGUGCAGCUCUGAACUCAUACAUAAUAUUCCUCUCUCAUGCAGUUAACACAUGAUGACGCAGCACAUUUUCUUUCUUUCAUUAUUGGGGAAUGGAUUCUAAGUCAAGUUUAAAGUGAGAAGAGCACAUCUUGACUACAUUCCUUGCUUGAAGUUAAACCCUCUGUUUAUAGUUUUUUUUUUUUUUUAGUAAAACUUGAUCCUGACUAUGGUAACAGAGGAAUCAGAGCAGCAAAGUCUCAAGAGUAAUGAAGAUGACACGUAGUGCUCUGUGUUCUCUGCCAGGCUGUUUUCACCAGCUGAUUCAUGAUAUUAAGGAUAAGGAUACCAUAAUAGUCUUAAUUCUCAUUCACAAAAAAAGAUGUGGUUUCAUGCGUACAAAGUAUUCCCCGAGUACUACAUACUGGCAGCCUUUGCCUGUGCACAAGGCACAAGGUUUGUAGGACGGGAGUAUUGAGGAGGACCUGGACCUGCUGAUGGAGGCUCUGCUCCAUCACCUUGUGUGUGUGGGUGGGGGGGGAAUCAAGCUGUGCAUUUCCGUGAGAAGUCACUCCAAAAAUAUGGCUUCACCAGCCUUUGUCAAAAGUGAGUUUAUUUUGAUGACAGGGACCCUUAUUUAACUAGCACCUGCCACACCUUUUCAUUGCAAAGUAUCCACCCUCCCCAGGAAUUUCUGGGAGUCCUACCUGUGUUAAGAGAUGUCCUGAGCUGACCCUGCAACUUUCUGUGGUUUCCAUGGUCUCUCUUUAGCCACUGCUGGAAGCAUUUCAUUUUCUUUCUCUGGAAGCAUUUCAUUCUCCAGCUGCUGUCAGCCACCUCACUGAUGUGCUGGUCCCCUCAGGAUGCCAAAAAUGGAUGCCGAGGGUUAGUAACUUGAAGGGGAAUGAGUGCCUCACUCCCUAGGUCACAUUCUCUUAGACAUCAGACAUUGCUGCAUAUGCUGGGGAGUUUACAGAAUUUUUGGUGAAAUAGUACAUUCUGUGUCUAGGAUGCAGACACAAGUCCUUGAGCUAGGGCAAGGAUAUAAUGCAACAGCAGACCCUGCACUAAACUGACUGCCUUGACCUUGAGGCCUUGGAACUGGGUCUAUUCUGUCCUGCCCACACUAUUAGCUCAGAAUGAGUUUCUUUCCGGGGCACAACUCAGACCUUUAAACCAAGGCUCUUGUCAUGGGCCUGCCUUGCCAGAUGAUCCAGUUUGCCCAUUCAUGUCUUAAUCCAGCCUUGGAUGUGGCUGGGGCCCAAGCCAAGGACCUUAAACUUUACCUUUAUUGGUAUACAAAGGGAAGAAGUAGAACUUAUAUUGCCAAAGACUCAUUUCUCAGUCUUUGUCAGGACUGAAAACCAGAUAGUCUAGGAGCCAGUAUCCUGCAUAUUCUCCCCACGAUCAUCAGUAAGUAGCAUUCACAAGUUUUUAGGCCCUAAAUAUAUGUGACUCAAUUUUUUUUCCAUAUUAGGUGUCAUCCACCUAAUAAUGUGCCUAACCCUCUCAUAGAGGAUUUUUUUUCUAUGAUUAAAUUAGCAGAAGUUGUGAUGGAAAGAUGAAGAAGCUGAAAGAAGUAUAAUAUAGGAUAAAAAAUCUGCUUAAUUCACUAAAUGAAAGGAAUAACUUAUUUUAUGAACUCUUUACUGCUUCUGUAUUCUGGUAGUAAUUUUUUAGGACCCAUUUUUACAUGCUUGGUAUUACCAUGCAGUAAUAUAUUUUUCCUAUCAGAAACACUAAUAGUAGACAUUAAUUAUGGGAGAAGUAUAGGUUUUAUAGAAAAAUAUAUACAUAUAUUAUAAUUCAAAGCUCAGCUUUGUGUGUAUAGUAGACUGCUAGUUUUCUUUGCCCAGACUGAGGGGCACAGGCAACCCUCCUAAACACACACACACACCCCACUUACUCUGAGAAACUACCCUUUCUCUGUAUGGUUUGGGAGAAGUAACUGGCAGCCUUCUAGAGAGAUGGUUUUGAGCUCUUGCCGCUUAAUCCAUAGAGCCGUCCUCAUUUCCAGCCUACUGAAUGUUUAGUCACUCAGCACUUCUGAGGUACCCAACAUCUGCCCUUUUUUUUUCUGGAAAGUCAAAUACCAGUCUGAAUCACUUGGAAUUUAAGGAUCGUGAUAUUGUAUACAU